This is a messenger RNA of Anneissia japonica, 2225 nucleotides long. Its product is annotated as tRNA-splicing endonuclease subunit Sen54-like. The record is from RefSeq and is a predicted model, not a curated record. The transcript has 12 exons. Gene Ontology annotation, cellular component: tRNA-intron endonuclease complex. Bases 258 to 2051 code for a protein of 597 amino acids. Gene Ontology annotation, biological process: tRNA-type intron splice site recognition and cleavage. NCBI's taxonomy places the organism in Eukaryota, Metazoa, Echinodermata, Crinoidea, Comatulida, Comatulidae.
AGUCAAAAUACCCAAGAUCUUGGGUAAAUACCCAAGCAGUGGUCACGCUGGUAAACAUACAGAGUACAGUACUUCGGUUAACGUGAUCACGUUUCUAGGCACGUUCUGUGUGACUUUAUCUCCAGGAAUUCUCCAGUAGGACCAUUUAGUAGGGUGGUUUCAGAGGUCUUGGUAGCUGUUUUCAGAAAGUUAUACUCGUAUGAGUUGAUAUGUAGGGUUGUAAUUGAGGAGUACUUUAUUAUCAGAGAGAGCGAUCAAUGGAGCUUUUAAGAUAUAAGAAUCGUGACACAAAUAUUCCUAAACGAGAUACGAAGGAGAACGUACCAGAUGGUUCACAGAGGCAAGAGAAAAAAAUAUCAAACAUGUGCCAGAGACAAGACAUGCUACUUGGAGAGGAACGUGUUGCAAAAUUAGGGCAUAUUGCUGUUGGUGAGUGGUGUCCUAAUAGUGGCAAUGUUGAGGUCAUAGUAGAGAAGGGGAAAUUCUGGCAAACAAUGGGUUUCCAUGGAGAUGGCAAAAAAUUGCUGAGGCCCUCGGAAGCUUUGUACCUUCUGGAAACAUGUUCGUUGGACCUUCAAUUCCAUGGAAUCACAAUGUCAGUGCAAGAAGCCUACAAUGUUCUUAUUCCCAAAAUGGUGUCAAUGGAAUAUUAUCAGGUAUAUUCCUACCUAAUGCGACUGGGAUACAUCAUUGAUGAACACAACGGAUGCUUUGAUACACACUGUGACACAAAGGACCAGUCAGUGAAAAAAGUUGAGGAUUGGUUUCAACAAAUGGACCCAUCAGCUCAAACCAGCAAAGUUUACAGUUCGGAAAGCACAAGGUCAGGGUUAGCCCUUGCCAACAAAUAUGCAAAAGGUGGGGAUUAUUGGAAUAAUUCAGAAGGAAUAUUCCAAGUAGAUGAGAUAUGUUCAUCCAUUGAUCUCUAUCAAUUCUGCAUGAAAACAAUGAAUACAACGAUAAAUGCAGAUGAUAUAUUGGACAUCAGCAGAAGUGAGCACGACCUCUGGUCGUGCGACAGUGUGAGUGAAAGCGUAUGCUAUCAAAGUGAUUUUAGUCAACCAGAAGAGAAACGCAGUAAACUUUCACACCAAACCGCUUUAGGUCGAACUCAAGUAACGGCUCCUAUUCGAAAAAUGAAAUUGAAUCCACACCCCCAUAAAUGUACACUUACUAAGAAACGAAAUUUAUCGUCAUCGUGCAACAUAGAUGAUGUUCUGAACUACUUUCAGACUUCCAAGAAGGCUCUGUAUGAUAUUGAGGAUGUCAUUGAUAUUAUUCUACCCACAGUGGAAGCUUUACCAAAGAAGGCAAUGAAGUCGACCCAUGACUACACUUCAUGGAACUUUAAAGAAAUUUGCCUGCCAAAUUUACAGGAAACAGUAGAUCGAAUGCAAUUACCGCAGUCUGUCUUGGCUAAUAUGUUGUCAUCGCAACAAUCAUUGUUGCCGAAAGAAAGUCAGGAAAACAGCCAACAAUUUUUGGGUACUUCUGUGGAUGAACUGGGAUCUUCACGUUUGUUCUGGGAUUCUGAACCAAACUUAUGCGACCUUUCAAAUGAAACACAGUUGGUGAUUGGUAAUAUAGACGCCCCGAGAAACUGGGGCGAGUACAAACUUCUCAAGAAACAAGACAAAGAGUUUUACCCCCUUCAUGGGUCGCCUGUACGUCACCUAUGGGAAGGAGAAGUCCAUCCACUCAUUAAGCCAUCUGAUGCCCUGACAACUAAUAAUCUACUUCACAAAUUACAGACUAUACAAAACGUGAAUGCUUUGUUGCACUUUGAAGAGUCUUGUGAACCUGAACAAGCUACAAAGGUUGACUUUAAUAUCUACUUACCCGAGUCUAACUACAAGAAAACUUCUCCAGGGAAACCAGUAUUUUAUGUUAUUGUAACCAAGUUAGAAGAGGAACCACCAAAUCUGUCGACCCAGAUGCAGUUGCUUCGUCAGGCAAGAGGCACACCACUUGUUUGGGCUGUGGUAGACAAUGGUGAUAUAUCAUUCUACACAUUGCGUGAUAUAGAACUUCCUAUUGAUAUAACCACUUAAUGAACCAUUCCGCUAAACCCCAGUCCAGUGUAAAAACAUGCAUGUGCGGGGGACAACACAUAUGUGGCAAAGACAAGCCAAACCAGUCACUCGUCGCAAAUCAUGUUUCAGAGAAAAUUGCCAAACAUGCUGGAAUGUCAAAUUUUUAAAAAUCUAUUUUAUUGCACUAAACUA